This is a messenger RNA of Rhincodon typus (whale shark), 4553 nucleotides long. Its product is annotated as PH and SEC7 domain-containing protein 1-like. Gene Ontology annotation, molecular function: guanyl-nucleotide exchange factor activity. The transcript has 17 exons. Lineage: Eukaryota; Metazoa; Chordata; Chondrichthyes; Orectolobiformes; Rhincodontidae. The coding region runs from base 380 to 3670 and encodes 1096 amino acids. The record is from RefSeq and is a predicted model, not a curated record. Gene Ontology annotation, biological process: regulation of ARF protein signal transduction.
GCUCAGUGUUAAAGACCUCACAGUCGAGGAGCUGGAUUUCUCUGUUAUCCAGGGGAGCAGGCGUGGCGAGGGGGUUUUUCUGAGGUGCACUACUGCUCCUGGUCUCCCCUACAGAAACUGCUAUUUUACAUGCUGGACAGAGUGAAAGAAUGCAGAAGGCUUUGUGAUUCCUGUUGGAUGAGGAGCUUUCACAAGGGAAAUGGAGAGAUUACAAGAUUGCAUGACGAUGUGCUGACACAGGAUCUGGAGAUUUCCUGGGACACCAUGUUAAAAUCAACUCCGAAAUAAUUGGAGAAUUGGAUCUCAGCGUGGGAAGGUGAUUGCAGUGCCUGUUCUCCCUGCUUCCUGUUAGUUGGCGAUUGGUGUAGCUUCAUGCCAAAUGGCGCAGGAUACCAAAGUGAUGACCUUCUACAUGGAGUUGAGAACGGAUGCUCGUGGGCGUUGUGCCAUCACACCUCCAGGAUCAGCAUGCCAUGACGAGCUGAACACUGCACAACCUGAUGCCAAUGCCCAAUCGCCAUGCUUGCUUUCGCCCAUAAUGCCAUCCUAUACGCAGCGGCGCAGUUUGCUGCCAGAUACGAAGAUGGAUUUCCUGGGCUUUCCUGGUUGUAAGAAGGGCACAGCCUCACUCGUUCGCACACAGUCGGAGACCAAUCCUUUUCGGGAAUUUGCCCCAACCAGUCCCGGGAGGUCUACUGCCCCGACCUCUCCGGUAUGCAUCAGGACUCAGCCGUUCUGCCCAGUUAACUUGGAGAAUACAAUGAGAGAGCUGGGUGGUGACACCAGAGGUAGAAGCUCAGUAGUUACAUUCAGCUAUAUUGAAAAGGCCAGAGUUAAAACUGUUGUGAACCCCUUCAAUGUGUCUGUGCUUCCUCAGGGAGUGAAGCUGACUUCCAUAGGCCAGGAACCCUCUACUGGGUGGAAAAGCCCCCAGACUGCCCACAGAGUCUCUCAACGGAUAGUAUCAAAGCCAGCUCAGAUGGAGAAUUUUGACAUGUGUGUGAGCACAGUGUCUGUGAGAAGCUGCAGUGAGCCAUCGAAUGGCCUCCUUUCCACUCGGAGCUUGCUUUCAUCGGUUGGGAGUGUGACCCGACGGUAUUCUGAUGCUGCGGCUCAUAGUCCAUGUCCUGGGGGGAAACGACUACAGUCUGGGAAUGAACUGUGUCAAGGGUAUGCUUCAAAGCAAAUCCGUACCAAGACUCUGGAUUGGGGAACAAAUCUAAUGACUGUGACUACCCCCAAUAAAACAUUGAGUAACCACAGCAUUGCUGCCGUUCCAAGUGUGAAAUCCCAAGAAAUCCCAAACAGUCCAGGCCUCAGACAGGCUGAGCCUUGCGUACUGGUUGGGGAACAUUCUGAGCGCGCACAGCGGAUUGCAAAAGCCAGACGGGAAUUCUUUUACGGAACGUCAGAGCCACAGAUCCCUGAGGAUAAAGGUGACUCUAAAACCUGGCAGGUGCUGGUGAAUCCAGACAACACCACAACCAGGGAGACAGUGGAGACCAAAUGCCAGGGAGCCUCGGCCAACGGAUCUCUUGAGGUACAACUAGGCUUGGUCAGUCAAGGCUCAGCCAAAGUAGCUAAUGAUCUGAGUGCACCUUUGUCAAAUGGGACUUCCAUGGAUUACAAAGCAAGAGACCAACAUCGAGCGAUGAAGUACUCCGAGACAGAUUUAGACGCUGUGCCUAUCAGGCGUUACCAGGAGACCAACCUGGAUGAGGUCAUGGCAGAUUACAAUGUAACCAGUGCAGACGAGCCUGACAGUCCUCACUACCCAAAUUCGAAACUUGGUACUGUUCGGAUAGACCCUCCCAUUCCUUCAGGAGGCUUCGGGCAAGACAGGACCACUGGGAAUCAUGGGGAAUGCAGAGAAGAGCAAUCAAAAGCUGCUGAGGGUGAUGUGUUCUCCAAACUGUCCUCUACUGCUGACGAGAGGUCACCAGAGGUAGAGGUGAAGAAUCUGCCUCCACCAGUUGCUUCAAUUCGUUUUGCACGAAGCCUCUCUGAAGAAGGCACUGACACCUUCAGCAAACAAUUCGAAUCAAUCCUGGAGUCCCACUGUGCCAAGGGCACCUCUUAUACCAGCCUAGACUCUGUGGAAACCCUGCCUUCUCCCAACAAGAACCAUGGGAAUUAUUUCACCUUUGACUUUCCAAGCCUGACCUCCAAAAUCCAGGACCAGAUUAAAGAGAACGCCCGGCUGAUUGAGGAGGAGUUUUUGCCGUGGUCGAAUGCUGAUGGUGAGUGUUGCGUGAACUCGACCAAGGACUCUGAUUGGCCAGACAGCCCCAGGUGUAAGGCCACCAGAGCAGACAAGAAGCUGGGAGUCAAUCCAAUGGUGGGCUACAGUAAAUCCGAGAACAUUCUCACCAGGUCCCAGCUGUACACCGAGGACAACCUGCUCAAAAGAACGCCUGAGGUUGGAGAUGAUGAACCAAAGUCUGAUUAUUCCUCAAGGUGUUGCUGGUCCGUUGCAAGAGACGGAAGAGGAAGCUUCAGAUGUGAUCCCAGCGACAGCAACUUGAACCACUUGGUGAUGGACUCGGAGUCCGAGAUGGACAGCACCGAACAGUUGGCACUGGGGAGCACCGACACUUUGGCCAAUGGCAGCAAGACUGACCAGGAGGCUGCCAAGCGAUUGGCCAAACGCCUCUAUUACCUCGACGGGUUCAAGAGGUCUGAUGUGGCUCGACAUUUGGGCAAGAAUAAUGACUUCAGUAAGAUGGUGGCUGAGGAAUACCUGAGGUUUUUUGACUUCACGGGAAUGAGUCUGGAUCAAGCUCUGAGAGCUUUCUUGAAGGAGUUUGCACUAAUGGGAGAGACACAGGAGAGGGAGCGAGUGCUGAUCCACUUUUCACACAGAUACCACCAGUGCAACCCUGGGGCCAUAUCUGCAGAGGAUGGUAUACACACACUAACCUGUGCACUGAUGCUGCUUAAUACGGAUCUCCACGGGCAUGGAAACAUGAUCGGUUUGAACAGUGUUCACACAGGCGAGAAUCUGCGGCCCCGUACGGCAGCGUCUGCCCGCUAUAACCGGGAUUACUGCGGGGCACACGCCGCUCGCUACCGGCCGCCGCAGCGCUCCAAGUCCUUGCGAAAUCCCGGCGUCGACAAACACAAGGUUCUGUACAGCUCGAUAAAGAAUGAAAAGUUACAGUGGACAAUUAAUGAGGAGGAGUUGCGGAAAUCCCUGUCUGAGCUGGCAGACGAGAGGACAGAUCCCAGCCUGAAGGCGAUGAAUAGGAUCAGCGGAGGGAGUAACCCAUUCCUGGAUAUUGUGCAAGAUCCCAAAGCGGCCACGUACAAGCACGGCUUCCUGGUGCGCAAGGUUCACGCGGAUUCCGAUGGGAAGAAGAUUAGAGAUUGCCACACCAUUGGAAACACCUUCUCAACGUCUACCCUGUCAAGCCCCCUCUGGAUCUUGAAAAUGAGGUUCAGCACGUACGUCUCGAUGCUGCGCGCCAAGCUGAAAGCAGGAACGGAUGAUCUGGACAAGUUUGAAUCCGCUCUGUUCGACACCAUCGAGAACGAAGGGAAUGGCUUGACAAAGUCCCACUCCAGCCCGUCCCUGCACCAGGAGCCACCGCUCAUGGCCAUCCGAGUCAAACGCAACACAUCAGAACGCCGGAGUUACCGGCCCUCCACCAGCACCAAGCACAAGCUAUAACCGGCUUGUUUAGUCAGGGUUUGCACUGAGACUAGCACGUUGUAUGUUCAGUUACAACUUCUGACUGUAGUGUAGUGCCACUGGUAGCUGCUCGUGGUCGUUGGCACAUGCAUAGUUCAGGGGCUGGUUGGUGCAGAAAGUUGGCUCCCUUUCCAAAAGACUGGAAUUGCAGGGAUUGAGGUACAGCUACAAAAGGGGCACCGAUACUGUGGUGUCAUGGACAGCGAGCCUGUUUACUAGUUGCACCAUAGCAGGGGCAGGACCGUGGUUGCAUGUGCCAAGUGUGGCAGGAGCCACCCACCAGCAGAUCUUGAAGCGUCAUCUACUUUACUCUGACUCCCUGACGGUAACUCAUGCCAUGGCUCUGGCCUUGUCCCUCGAGCACGUGAGAGGGAAGGGGGCCUGUGGCAAACAAGGAGGCCCGAGCCACGCCUCACAACAGUUGUAUUUCCACAGGACAGAUGGAUAGAGCUAUAUAAAUACAUAUAAUAUAUUCCUUUAGGAUAAGGUGGCAUUGAGAGGAGCUUGGCAAUGCCACAGGUAAGGAGCAGCAGGCUGAGCUGGUUCUGAAUCUCGUCGGGACUCACUAGAGGGUUGCUGCUACUUCAUUGCGAUUCCCUCAAUCAUUGCCAGCAGAGGUUAAGGAGUUGGAGUUCUCUCACUGCCACACUCCUUCGUGUGGCGUCAGUGACGAUCACAGUGAUGAGUUAUGGUAGCUGCCACACAGAUAGUUUAUUUAUGUUGUGUCUCACAUUCCUUUCCCCUCCAUCCAAGCUGUUCACAUCUGCUUCCCAUCUCCUCCCACACAUAAAUGUUAAAUUAUAACGUGUAAAAGUCAGAGUCAAUUGAAUGUGCGUUUCAUAAAACUCAUUCUGACAAUGAA